Aphanomyces astaci is the source of this 156-nucleotide messenger RNA. RefSeq lists its product as hypothetical. Lineage: Eukaryota; Oomycota; Saprolegniomycetes; Saprolegniales; Verrucalvaceae. The coding region runs from base 1 to 156 and encodes 51 amino acids. The transcript is spliced from 2 exons. The record is from RefSeq and is a predicted model, not a curated record.
AUGAGCGUUAAACUGGUGUACCACGCGGCGAUGCUGGCCUCGUUACAGAACACCCGCACACGGCAAUGCUGGAGUCCACCUGCGACAGAGGCGGCCAUGAAUGCGGUGUGGUGGAGGAAGCAUUUGGCAGUGCUCGCGGCGGACAAUGCCAGUUAA